AUGCACGUCUCCUCGCAAUGUUUUCACAACUACGCUUCACCGCUGCCGAGCGGAGCGAACGCUGCAUAUCCUACAGGAGGCGGCUCGGCCGCGGCUUACGCGAUGCAGGCGCUGCCCGGUCAGGCGCCCUUCGGUCCCGCAGCAGCCCCCGGUAGGCAACAGCUACUCUCAGCGGAGGCCAUUGCCAUGCACCAGCAGAUGGAGCACCAGCUUGGGUUUGGUGCUGACCUGCAGGCACCUUGGAAUGGCCUCCAAGCUUCUCACCAGCCCUACAUGGGGCAGACUGCGCCCUCUACAGGGAUGAUAGGCUUUGCCCCCUUCACGCAGCCGCUGCCAAGCCAAGGGCCCUUCACCUUCCACGGACCUGGGCGGGGCCAGCAACCCAUGACCCAGGCCUCGGCCUUGUCCUCGGGCUCGCUGGAUGUUACAAGCAGCUCAGUGCCACAGAUGCCGACGACGCUGCCAACUUCCGUCUCCUCGGCCGCUCCGGGCGAGAGGUCGCAGAAGCGGUCGAAGCUGUGCAAGCAGGCCUUCGACUUUGUGGAUGCCUUGAGGACGGGCCACAUUGACUGCAGCCGAGAGCUCGGGCACGCUCUGGCGAACGGAGCUAUGACUCUGGCCGGAGUUUUCAAGUGGCAGGCUCUCUUUUGGCUCAGAAGUUGUAUGUCCAACAAGACUAAGAUGACUUCCUUCGCUGUGUUGCUCGCCCUGGCGAGUGUGGCGCAUGCAGCAGGAGCCCCAGAUUGGUGCAAGUGGGUGCCGUCUGCCUCCCUGCAAUAUGUGGGGGAGUGCUCCGGGGCUGCGCCGGCUCCGCAGCAGGGCUUUGGCUACGGAGACGGACCAGAUGGCUGUGUCAACUGGUGCGUGUGGGUCCCGGGCAAAGAUUGGCAUCAGACCAACGAGUGCAAGAGGUGUGCGGAGUACUAUCCGGUGGAGCCAAUGGGCGCCCAUGCAGGCUGCGAAGGCUGGUGCCAGUGGGUGUCGCAACCCUCGUGGCAGUACAUGGACAACUGCAGGGGGUGCCGUGCAAAACAGGCAUCAAUGAAAGCAGCCGUCCCGGAUAGCAGCGGUUCAGCGAAGCUUGCAGGCGAGAAGAUGGCGACUGGAGCUCCGGAUUGGUGCAAGUGGGUGCCGUCUGCCUCCCUGCAAUAUGUGGGGGAGUGCUCCGGGGCUGCGCCGGCUCCGCAGCAGGGCUUUGGCUACGGAGACGGACCGGAUGGCUGUGUCAACUGGUGCGUGUGGGUCCCGGGCAAAGAUUGGCAUCAGACCAACGAGUGCAAGAGGUGUGCGGAGUACUAUCCGGUGGAGCCAAUGGGCGCCCAUGCAGGCUGCGAAGGCUGGUGCCAGUGGGUGUCGCAACCCUCCUGGCAGUACAUGGACAACUGCAGGGGGUGCCGUGCAAACCAGGCAUCAGUGAAAGCAGCCGUCCCGGAUAGCAGCGGUUCAGCGAAGCUUGCAGGCGAGAAGAUGGCGACUGGAGCUCCGGAUUGGUGCAAGUGGGUGCCGUCUGCCUCCCUGCAAUAUGUGGGGGAGUGCUCCGGGGCUGCGCCGGCUCCGCAGCAGGGCUUUGGCUACGGAGACGGACCAGAUGGCUGUGUCAACUGGUGCGUGUGGGUCCCGGGCAAAGAUUGGCAUCAGACCAACGAGUGCAAGAGGUGUGCGGAGUACUAUCCGGUGGAGCCAAUGGGCGCCCAUGCAGGCUGCGAAGGCUGGUGCCAGUGGGUGUCGCAACCCUCGUGGCAGUACAUGGACAACUGCAGGGGGUGCCGUGCAAACCAGGCAUCAGUGAAAGCAGCCGUCCCGGAUAGCAGCGGUUCAGCGAAGCUUGCAGGCGAGAAGAUGGCGACUGGAGCUCCGGAUUGGUGCAAGUGGGUGCCGUCUGCCUCCCUGCAAUAUGUGGGGGAGUGCUCCGGGGCUGCGCCGGCUCCGCAGCAGGGCUUUGGCUACGGAGACGGACCAGAUGGCUGUGUCAACUGGUGCGUGUGGGUCCCGGGCAAAGAUUGGCAUCAGACCAACGAGUGCAAGAGGUGUGCGGAGUACUAUCCGGUGGAGCCAAUGGGCGCCCAUGCAGGCUGCGAAGGCUGGUGCCAGUGGGUGUCGCAGCCCUCCUGGCAGUACAUGGACAACUGCAGGGGGUGCGGUGCACACAAAGCCUCCGAAAAAGCAGCCGAGCCAUCAGGUGACCAAGCGAAGGCUGCGGACGACUCGCGACCGAUCCUGCCGUGA
Molecule: messenger RNA, 2226 nt
Organism: Effrenium voratum
Lineage: Eukaryota; Dinophyceae; Suessiales; Symbiodiniaceae
Source: the annotation of a GenBank genome assembly